UACAGACCUACACCACGCAAUUGAGAUAUCACAGCUGCUAGUUCAAGUUGUCUACCUUCAAUAUAGGCACGUAAUUCGCUUGUUACGCACCCCAAUUGUCUUCUAUCAGGUUUGAGCGGAGCUUCCUCCUCUCCAUUUUCCCGAACCAAUUGUCCUGCACUUCGUUACCGGCUGGCUCAAGAUGCCGCCCGCCAUGCCAUUUCCUGCACUGCCAUCUGCACCAUCAUGGUUCCCUGGUCACAUGAACCGAUUUACGAAGCAGCUUCCGGCGCUACUAUCCCGUACCGACGUGGUCUUAGAGCUCAGAGACUCUCGUCUGCCCCUUACGAGCAUCAACAACAAUCUAGAAGGCGCAAUCAACAAAUGGAGGGCUGAGCGGGGACACCAUUCCACCCAAUUCCCUCCCUUUUCUCCUCUUACACCUGCAAAUUCGUCACUAGGAUAUGGUGGCCCGAUUUGCGAGCGUAUCGUCGUCUUGAACAAGCGCGACUUUGUCCCUGAAUGGGGCGUUGAGCCCUUUAGGAGAGCCAUGAAGGCAAAGUUUCCUGAUCAGACGGUGCAUUUUGCUUCUUGCAAUAAGCCCCGAGACAUAAAAUCUUUGAGCGAGAUGCUCGUAAGUAUAGCCAAGAGGAACCCUCAUGCAACUGAGAUGAAUGUCCUCGUGAUCGGCAUGCCUAACGUUGGCAAAUCGACAUUAUUGAAUUCCCUUCGCAAUAUGGGUAUCUCAGGCCGGACACCUAAGGCGCUACAAACAUCUGCACAGCCUGGUCAUACACGCGCUCUCUCGACCCGCCUUAAGCUCUCAGAGGAUCCGCUCGUCUAUUCAUACGACUCGCCCGGUGUAAUGCUACCAUUUCUUGGAAGAGGCGAUCGCGGCGCAGAGCGAGGGGUCAAGCUUGCUCUGAUAGCCGGCAUCAAGGAGAGUUUAUAUGAUGUUGAAGCCCUUGUCGCAUACUUGCUUUACAGGCUGAACGUAUUAAAUCCUAUAUCACCAGCAUACUUAACCAUCCUCCCGCCUGGCACCCGUCCAUUUACAGACGCGGACGAAUUUUUGGAGCAGCUCGCGAUACGGCUUAAUAUGCUGUUACGAGGAGGCGAGAAAGACACCGUAAGAGCAGCAAAAUGGUUCGUAGAAUGGUGGCGAAACGAGGGUGGUCUCGUUUCUGCUUCGGUGCCAGAAAAUCUUCCGAUGGGGUCGGAUGGAACGUUACUGCGACGUGGAUGGGGUUUCGAUUUCGAAUGGACGGUGGACGAGUCUAUGAAUUGCACCGGCAAAGCUUUUGAGUCGGCAGUGCAGAUAAAAAUGGAAGAGUGCAUAGAUGAAUCGGUGAGGGCGGCGGACGAGGACGAGCGGUCAGGGGUGGGGAUUAGUACGACCCAAGAGAGGAAACGCGGCUGGCAGGAGAAGCAAGCCCGACGCGCUGCGAAAUCCAAGGCGAAGUGGGCCGCACGUAAAGCUGCAUAAUUAUCCACGGUGUUUUCUGCGGCCCCCCUCAAUGCUUUCGGUUUAUUAGUAGCCAUUUGACGCGUUCUGCUGCAUGCAAACACUAAUACCUAACGCCCUCAAUGCUUGCCCAAUACGUCUUGCAAAAUCUCACCG
This is a messenger RNA of Suillus paluster, 1600 nucleotides long. RefSeq names its product P-loop containing nucleoside triphosphate hydrolase protein. The record is from RefSeq and is a predicted model, not a curated record. Gene Ontology annotation, cellular component: mitochondrion. Gene Ontology annotation, molecular function: GTPase activity; GTP binding. The transcript is spliced from 8 exons. Lineage: Eukaryota; Fungi; Basidiomycota; Agaricomycetes; Boletales; Suillaceae. Bases 182 to 1465 code for a protein of 427 amino acids.